AUGCUGCAAAGGUCCCGCGAGAGAGGAGUCCGGCUCAACCCCGAGAAGAGCACAGUCGGCGCUACAGAGAAUGUGAAAGACUUGAUCACGAGAGAACCAGGACCAAUCCUUGCCUACUACGACCCCGACAAAGAGCUCAGACUCCAAGUGGACGCGUCGAAGUAUGGACUAGGUGCAGUGCUACUGCAAGAAGGAAAGCCCAUCGGCUACGCUUCCAAAUCUCUCACAGACUGUGAAAUCAACUACGCUCAAAUUGAAAAGGAGCUCUACGCCAUUCUGUUCGGAUACCAACCCUGGCAGGUCGUGGCAACCGAUCUGUUCACCUGGAACAACGAGGACUACAUCGUAACAGUGGACUACUACAGCAGAUACUUCGAACUCGACAAGCUUCACAGCACCACAUCUGCAGCUGUGAUACACAAGCUGAAAGCAGCCUUUGCCAGGCAUGGCAUUGCCACAUUAAAUGAUCGCUCCUCCAUCCAAAAGCCUCAUCUCUUCUUCCUCCCAGAUGUCCCCAGCAUUCCUUUUUUCCCACGUGACGCCCAUCGACAUGACAUUGAGGUCUUGGAGGCCAACUAUCCCAUAAUCCUCGCAGAGUUUCAGGCGGUCUACCAGAGAGGCAUUGAUCCAAAGAUUGGCUGGACCGGCCUGGGACCUAAGGGCCAAGCUGUGUUCCCCUUGUACAGCGCAGGCGUGUGUGUAGCAAGGAACUGCCGCUCCUGUCCCUGCACCUACCGCACUCUUCUCUCCUUGCGCACCUUCAUAAGUAGCAACUCCCUGGGGUCAGCCGGGUUCUGGCUGCUAGGGCCUGGGGCCACACUAGGGGGAGUGUAUGGCCCCACCAAUACUCGCCUACGCUGCCACCUCGGAGUGCAGACCCCGCCUCAGUGUGAGCUGGUAGUGGGAGGAGAGCCUCAGUGCUGGUCAGAGGGACACUGCCUCCUGGUGGAUGACUCCUUCCUGCACACUGUCUCCCAUAAUGGGGUGGCAGAGGACGGGCCACGGGUGAUUUUCAGUGUGGACCUCUGGCAUCCAAAUGUGGCUGCAGCAGAAAGACAGGCCCUGGACUACAUUUUCUGCCCUGACCAAUGA
Molecule: messenger RNA, 1092 nt
Organism: Salvelinus namaycush (lake trout)
Lineage: Eukaryota; Metazoa; Chordata; Actinopteri; Salmoniformes; Salmonidae
Gene: asphd1
Product: aspartate beta-hydroxylase domain containing 1
Exons: 7
Coding region: 1-1092 (363 amino acids)
Molecular function (GO): nucleic acid binding
Source: RefSeq, a predicted model, not a curated record